AUGUCUCGCCCCAGCGCAGACAAUGCGUCGAUGCUCUCGUAUCAGGCCUCGACCAAAAGCUCCGGUCGCGGCUUCACCUUCUCGCUCGAUAACUUCUCCAACAAAGACUUCAUAGUCAAGGACUUCAUCGAGGCCCUCUCCGAAAAUGCCACACCUGCCUCCCGCAAGUCCGCGCCCGGCGGCAGCCAGACCCAAUUCGACCCCAAGCCUCUGAUACGUUCCUUCGAGCACGCCCUGUCCCGCCUGAACAACCUCUCUGAAGACCUCGAGGAGAGAGAGAAUGAACUCUCAGGCGCCGUGCGCCGCGCCGAAGCCCAGCACAACGGGAAUGCCGAGUCGCUAGGGAGGAAGCUAAAUCAAGCCGUAGAACGGUUCCAGCGGCUGGACAACUCCCUGAACGGCACUGGCGGAGAUGACGGAUAUGGGGACGCAGGAGGAAAUGUUGCUGUGCGGAUAGGAGAGCGCCUGGAAGAGCUGGACCGGCAGCUGAAGCGAUCGAAUGAUGCCAAGUUCCUGAUUCUCUGCUGGCAAGAGGUCAGUCAACGGGGCAGCCUCGAGACUCUGGAAGACGUGAAGCGCCGCAACGACAUUGUGGAGUGUGCACGAAUAGCAAGGCAACUGCUCAAGAUCAGCGCUCGGCUUGAUCCGGACAGCAACCAAGGCGUGAAUGGAAGUGCUCCAAAUGGCGUCAAGAGAAGACCCGGACGGUCAAAGUACCCUACGAAAGAGAUUAUUGAGAAGUUCUUGGAGAACCUUGAGCAGGACCUUUUGGCUAAAUUCGACGACUGCUUAAGACGAGCGAAUUAUGAAGGCAUGCGGGAAUGUGCAAUCACGCUCAAGGACUUCAAUGAUGGUGCUAGUGUCAUAGCAACAUACGUAAACCAGCAUUCAUUCUUCAUAGACCGAACCCAACUGGUCACAGACGAGCUGGUAGAAGAUACAGAGACCUGGGAACGUCUCCAAGACCCAGACGCAGAGCCCCCAGGAGUUGAGCCUAGUCUACAGUCGCUAAUCGACGAAGUGAAGAUCGUCGUACAGGACGAGUCUGCGGUCAUCAAGCGGGCGUUUCCCUACUACGAAGAGGUUCUCAUCAGGUUUCUGCAGAGAAUAUUUCAGCAGUCCAUUCAGCAGCGGUUGGAGAUGGUACUUGAAAAGGCGAACGAACUCUCGUCGCUUGCUUUUCUUCGCUCGCUUCAGGCUUCGAGAAGCUACAUUACGACGUUGGUCGAUGACUUGAAAUCACAUGGCUUGACCGAAGCUCCGGAACCUGUGACCUCGCAGAUUGCAGCGACCUUGGACCAACAACUAGAGGAACUAUUCGUACCUUACUUCGUAGGAUCGUCAUACAUUGAAAGAGAGAAGAGGAAUUUGGAAGAGCUCUACUCCUCUCUACUCCUCAAGUUCACAUCAUACCACGAACAACGGCGAAGAAUGCCAACAUCAUACUUUGGCUCGCUCGCCCAGCGAGGCAAGGAAUUUGCAGCCUCCGCGCGUGACGCGUACAUGGAAAGGCUUGAUAGUGCAGAUUUGCCCACCACUCAGAAAGCGAUGUUGCUCAGGAUCGCCGGUCUGAAGGAAGACCAAGGCGACAAAAAGAACAUCGAAACCACAGAAGAAGACGGAAGAUUGUCAAUACCAGCAGCAAAGCGUAUGCUCAAAUGGCUUGCGGAGGGUGUCGGUAGAGGAUUGGAGCUCUCUCCACCUAAUGAUACACCAAAGGAUGUGCAGAAUCUUCAAAACCUACUGCUUACCCACGUAGGCGAGUACUAUCUCGAAACAGCCCUCGAUGCCGCCUCUGACCACGCUGUCUCCCAAGAAAACAUGAAGACGCCACCCGAUCUCACCCACCUCCCCUCCAUCCAAAGACUCACCAUCAUCCUGCACCUCCUCCAAACCACCAUCCGCACCAUCCUCCUUCCCCUCGCAACACCCAACCUCACCAUCCGCCGCGAAAUCGAGAAGUCCUCAAACGCCACCAUGUCAACGCUGGAAUCCAAGCUCUCGAAUGUGCUCAACAUCACGCUGACCGCGACGCUGAAUUGGGUCGCCAAGUGCCUCACGCAGCAGAAGAAGACGGAUUUCAGGCCGAAGGACGAUAUGGAUCUUAUGGCUGCCAGCUCUGAAACACCAGCUUGCCAGGCCGUUGUGCAGUUUUUGACGCGCGUAGCGACACAAGCGUCCGGCGCGCUGUCAGGGCGCAAUCUCAGCCUCUUCCUGUCGGAACUUGCGCUCGGGCUGCGCGCUCUCGUGCUAGCUCAUAUACUAAAAUUCACUGUUAGCCAGUUCGGCGGCAUUACCGUGUCGAAGGACAUGACGCGGUAUGCGGAGCUUGUGCGGGGGUGGCCUACGGGCGGGGAUUUGGAGCCAGGCGCGAUGGAUGUACUCGUUGAGGUUGGGCAGCUGUUCAUCAUCAAGGGAGAUGCGUUGAAGUUCAAGUUGCACCAGGCAGGUGCCGAUGCGGGGGAGUUGAAGGCGUAUAUCAGGCAGAGAGAGGACGUGGGCAGUGCAGAUGUGCAGGCUGCGCUGGGGGCCGUAGGGCGGGUAUGA
Messenger RNA from Didymosphaeria variabile, 2547 nucleotides. It is a transcript of the gene SEC10, whose product is annotated as Exocyst complex component 5. NCBI's taxonomy places the organism in Eukaryota, Fungi, Ascomycota, Dothideomycetes, Pleosporales, Didymosphaeriaceae. The record is from RefSeq and is a predicted model, not a curated record. Gene Ontology annotation, biological process: exocytosis; Golgi to plasma membrane transport. The transcript is spliced from 2 exons. Gene Ontology annotation, cellular component: exocyst; cytoplasm. The coding region runs from base 1 to 2547 and encodes 848 amino acids.